Fusarium subglutinans is the source of this 513-nucleotide messenger RNA. RefSeq lists its product as uncharacterized. The transcript is spliced from 4 exons. Lineage: Eukaryota; Fungi; Ascomycota; Sordariomycetes; Hypocreales; Nectriaceae. The coding region runs from base 1 to 513 and encodes 170 amino acids. The record is from RefSeq and is a predicted model, not a curated record.
AUGAGCGCCAUUGCUUCAUACACCUACGGUAACUUUCUCUGGUUGAGCACUCAAGCUCUUCCUCUUGUUGUCUGGCCCUCCUUUGUCGGAUCUCUUCUUCGGCCUGACAAUGAGACAUCUUUGGAAACGUACUUUGCCCGCUCUUUAGGACUCGCUCUUCUUGCGCUCGGCCUUACCGUAGUGGUUCUCUCAGGCGUUCUUCCUCUCGAUUCUCCUUCAAAAGAAGCCCCUGAAGGCGCACCAUCUCCCUACGCUUCCGCUGCGGUCCUCAUAUCCACCCUCCACCACGCUUCGAGUGCUUUUUACUGCUACGGUCGCUAUUCCUGGACUGGGGAGACGGGAUUCUUGCUUGGCUGUGUAGGUAGUGCUGUCUUUGCGACCUUUGGAUUGUACUGUGUGUUGUUUGCUGGUGAUACAGCCAUGACGAGCCGGUACCACAAGUUUGACCAGAGCACAAGCGGAUUCCCUUUCAAGAACUCUCAAUCGUAUCGGGCCAAGAAGAAGGCUCUGUAA